GAUGGAUCUGCACUGCAAAGCGCUGGUUGAGACUUUGGUGAGUCAUUACAAGGAAACAAUGAAAGUGAACACACAUCCUACAGCUAAGCAUCUAGCUCGUGAUAUGGAUCAACUUUAUGUAAGUUUAGAACUUUUGCAAGAAACAAACCAACCUGAUAAGCCACUCAUAUUGCAGUCAAGUUUAGUUAAAGGAAAACAUGAAACCGAUCACACAGUACACAUUGACAUUAAACGGCGAAAACGAGACCGAUAAAACCCGAACAGAGUAUAAGAAAAUUCCCCUCAAGUCAUACGAAGACAUGUUAAGCUUUGAUAAGAACAGAAUCUUAAUCACUGCUGAAAGUGGGUAUGGUAAAUCAACGCUUUUAAAGAAGAUAGCUUAUGACUGGGCUGUUUUACAGAGGGAUACUCACGUGACUCAACAAAAACGAGAGUCGCCUCUGUCAAAGUACGAGCUCGUCUUUUUGUUGGAAAUAAACCAAAUGAAGGCAAAGUUCAAUAUUACAGAUGAAAUAUAUUCUCAAAUAUUGCCUCACAAUGAUUUUGGGAAAAAGAGUGUUGAGAAUUAUAUGACACAAAACCCAGAGAAAGUUCUCAUCCUUCUUGAUGGAGCAGACGAAAUCCCAUUCGAGAGACUACAAAUGGCAAACGAAGACUUCAGUGUUAACAAUGUCCUCUCAUUCAAGUCGCUUAAACGCUGUAAGGUAAUUGUAACAAGUCGUCAGUCUACGGCCCUUAAGUUACUGACUUGCAACCCAGAUUUCACAAGAGUAAAUAUAGUUGGAUUCGAUGAAAAAAAUAAGAAAGAAUAUAUCCGCAACUAUUUCAGCAACUUUGAUCCCCAAUAUCACGAUUAUGUACUUUCUGAAAUAAGUAAGUCGGAAACACUGCGCAGUUUAGGGGAGAUUCCUCUGUUUCUUUGGCUGAUGUGUUCGUCUUUAACACAGGCCGGAAGUCGACUACCAGACAGGAUUACAGAACUGCUCAGUGACGCAGUCAACAUAAUCCAUAAGCAAAAGAUGAGCAAAUACUGCACAUCCAAGCCCUCCGAGAAGCUUACAGAAAAAGCGUUUAAUGAGCUGGUUGCAAAACUUGGGCAGGUUGCACUUGAGAGUUUAAUGAAAAAAAGCCAUGCACAAAAUUCCUUCACGGUUUCAGAGUUUGAUUCAGAAGACCUUGUCAGUUUGGGAUGUGAAGUUGGCUUGCUGACCCGAGUUCAAUUCAUGCACGGUAUAGAAGAGGUUGAACAAGUCCAUUUCUACCACAUGAUAUUCAUGCAGUUUUGUUGUUCCGUGUACCUUUCUGGUAUGGCAGAGUCAAAUCCAGACAAAUUUAAUGAUCACAUGUCAAAAUUGUUAGACGGCGACGUAGAAAGAAUCGAAUACUUACUCCGUUUCUGCAGCGGGAGAACCAAAAAAGCAGCAGAAUUCGUUAUACACCUGAUAAAAAAACGCCUUUCAGUUUCCAAUAACAUCUCUCCUGUUGGACUUCAGAGGUAUAUCUGUUUACACAGGAUAAUAAUGUUGUCUUUGUUUGAAGCCAAGCUCGGUUCGGCUGUAAAACCCCUCGCGAUGGAUGAGUGGGUAAGAUUCCCAUAUGAUCUGAAAGGAGAAGACCUCUUGGCUGCACACUUAUUUCAUUCAAAACCUACCAACACGAUCUAGUCCGCAUUGUGUUU
Molecule: messenger RNA, 1678 nt
Organism: Asterias rubens (European starfish)
Lineage: Eukaryota; Metazoa; Echinodermata; Asteroidea; Forcipulatida; Asteriidae
Product: protein NLRC5-like
Exons: 1
Coding region: 198-1664 (488 amino acids)
Source: RefSeq, a predicted model, not a curated record